This is a messenger RNA of Pollicipes pollicipes, 2451 nucleotides long. RefSeq names its product PRKC apoptosis WT1 regulator protein. Lineage: Eukaryota; Metazoa; Arthropoda; Thecostraca; Pollicipedomorpha; Pollicipedidae. The record is from RefSeq and is a predicted model, not a curated record. Gene Ontology annotation, cellular component: cytoplasm. Bases 1666 to 2451 code for a protein of 261 amino acids. The transcript is spliced from 7 exons. Gene Ontology annotation, biological process: positive regulation of apoptotic process; apoptotic process.
AUAGGGAUACCAAUUUGUCUUUGUCGCCCUUCUUUGCAUUUACGAGUUUCUUGGCAUGAAUUUGUGGUAAUUUUAAUUUUUGUAGGUUAUCAGCAUUUAGCUAGUCAUGUUAUAUGUGUUUGGCACCCAAUUAACAACAGUAACCACAAGUUGCACCAUGUUUUCAUACCUCGCACACAAGCUACGUAAAACAGGCUAAGAGGAAGAUAAGUGCAAAGAGUAGGGCAUUCAGAACUGGUUUUCCAGAGCAUGUCAUUGGUCAGGCUGUUGCCAUGACAUUAAGCUUGUAAUCUAUUCACAUUCUGAUUCCUCAUUUGGACUACUCCGCAACUUUUCUUUGUAUUGAUGUUAAAUUCAUAGCUAUGCAAAAGGACUUGUCUGAUUGUGGAAACCUAGUACCAGUAACAGCUCUGAGUAACACUUAAGCAAUCCUGUUUUCAUUAUUGUCAGUGUUCACAGUGAUAUUAAUAUUAUCCACUUUAGGACUAAGCCAUGGACUGUUUGAUGUCAUGGGACAUUCCUUUAUCUUUGGUCUAAGGUUGUAUGGUAUAAAAUUAUUGAGUGUUGCAAAUUUUGUUGAUAAACCUUCUUUGAAAAACUCACCUGUCAUAAUUGAAGCUCACAAUGACCAAGUACUAAGUGGUAAAAAUAAAUGCCUUAGAAGUGGGGUUGUGCUCAGGAGCAAAAUUGAUGCUGAAAAUAUCAUAUGAUGAAUGAAGUAAGAUUUUUUCUGGUGCCUAUAAGUAAGGCAAAUAUGAAUGAAGGGGAUAUCCCUGCCCUGCACUGGUGGCAGCAUGAAUGAUUAUUCUUAGUAUUGAUACCAUGUUUUUACACAUGCAGGAAUAUGUAGGAGCCUGUUGCUGUUUGAUACCUCAGAGUGUAUUUCUGUGUGAUAUUGGACCUAUACCUAUACCUGUACCUAUACCAUAUUGCAGGUGUACUGUAAAAUUUGGCAUUAGGUUUCUUACUCCUGCUAAAAAUCAUGCCUGCCUUGUGUAGGUACUGGUACAUGAAAGGCUCAUGGAGUCAACUUCAUAAACUCUUUAUUGACAUCAUUAUUUGCGUGGGCAGUUUGCCAGAUGUUGUGAAUGAUUUUAUGAAACAGCUGCUUUUCCUACACUAUAUGCAUGCUUGGUUGAUGUGUGCCCAUGGUUUGGUGUAACUUGCAUGGAGAGGGGGUUACCCACUGCCUAUAUUGCACUGCCCAUCACUGUGCUGACUGAUGCUCUUGGCUUAAUGCAUUUUACACUGUGAUAACUUUUAUCCUGUGAUGUGAUGAUGAAGAUGAGCAAUGGAUCUUAUCAGUGAAUGUGAAUAUUACACCAUCAUGACUAUGUGAUGGCUUUAAACAUAUGCUGUGAGUGUGCCCUAUUUGAGCAGGUGAAUCUCAUUCCCACAGGUGUGCCAUCUGCCAUCACUUUCCCAUCAUUGUGCAGUUAUCAUCGCCGUGGGGGUCGACGCCAGCCCUCGACACCCACAGAUCUGUCAUCCGGGCUCAUCUGAGCCACCAAAAUCCACUGAGCUCCUGCCCAGCCUCAGCUGGACCACCUCUGUGGUUUCCGGGCCUGAGCUAGCGCAGGCCCUCCGGAGCCGGAGGCGCCGCUGACCCGUGACCUCCGCGCCGCCUGGGGCGGUGACCGGGCGCGGCGCGGCGCGGCGCCCCUGAUGUCGUCGGCCGCCAUGGCGUCCAGCUCGGUCAGCCAGGAGGACGUGGAGAACGACUUCGAGAAGUCGUCGCGCCGCUCGCGGAUCCGGAUGGCGCGCGGCCGGGACGUGCGCGGCCAGCAGACGGCCGCCGCCAGCAGACUGGCGGCUGAGACGGUGGCCGAGGCGGACGAUGCGGUGGAGACGCGGCCGCCGGACGCCGCCGGCUACGCGGGUGACCAUGACGCCAGCCCCAAGCCGGCCGGCCGCGCUAAGGACAAGCGCCCCACCAGGCCCAGCCACAUCAACAAGGGGAAGCAGCAGCGCGACCGCAGGAAGCUGCGCGAGAAGCGGCGCAGCACCGGCGUCGUCCACAUGCCCUCCACCGAAGUCAGCUCGACAGGUGGCAGCACGAACGAGGACGAUGAGGAGCUGUCCACGUGCCAGGGCCUAUGUGCCGAGACGCGGCGCAACACGCAGCACAACGAGCUGGGCGCCUCUGCGUCGCUGGACCCUGUGGACCGCCACUUUCAGAACCCGCUAAGGAACAAAAGUUUGUCGGACCUGGACGCCGACGAUGAGGACAACCAGGACUGCGACUCUCAGGGGACUUCGGACACGCCGCUGGCGGCGGCCGCCGCUGCUGCCUCCGCCGCCGCUGCCGCCGCCCACGCUCCACGCACGCUGGAGCGGCACGCUGACCGGCUGCUGAAGCUGGAGGAGGAGAACGGCCGUCUGAGGCGGGCGCUGCUUCGCCUCGAGAACGACGCGCUCAUCAAGGCCAUGGAGGCGCUGACGGCGAAGUAG